This is a messenger RNA of Quercus robur (English oak), 1527 nucleotides long. RefSeq names its product probable ethanolamine kinase. Gene Ontology annotation, biological process: phosphatidylcholine biosynthetic process; phosphatidylethanolamine biosynthetic process. The coding region runs from base 160 to 1302 and encodes 380 amino acids. The record is from RefSeq and is a predicted model, not a curated record. Gene Ontology annotation, molecular function: ethanolamine kinase activity; choline kinase activity. Lineage: Eukaryota; Viridiplantae; Streptophyta; Magnoliopsida; Fagales; Fagaceae. The transcript is spliced from 11 exons. Gene Ontology annotation, cellular component: cytoplasm.
GGGACUUCCCGAUUCGCCCCCAAAAAUCACAGCAACAUGAUUUGAAUUUUUCUAGUUUUAAGGCUUUUCGCACACGAGAGAGGGCAUAUUAGCAGAGUAGCAAAUUGAAGAAAAAAAAAAUAUUUACAUAUAAACGAGAAGAGUCAGAAAGAGAGAAAUAUGGGAGCUGUGAACAUCUGGAACGCCAUGGAAGUAGCAGAGGAAGCUCGAGAAAACCCGAACCUUAGCUCCGAUAUCCAGUCCUCUUCUCUCACCGUUGAUCACUCUCUCUCUCUGCCUCAAAUGAAACCUCGUAUCAUAGAGUUGUGCAAGGAUCUGUUCAAGAGAUGGUCAGAAUUGGACGAUUCUCGCUUCUCCGUAGAGACUGUUUCUGGAGGAAUCACAAAUCUAUUGCUGAAGGCUUCUGUUAAGGAAGAAAGUGGAAACGACGUGUCGGUGACAGUCAGAUUAUAUGGGCCUAACACCGAGUAUGUUAUCAAUCGCGAAAGGGAAUUGCAGGCCAUCAAAUACCUCUCGGCUGCAGGAUUUGGUGCCAAGUUGCUUGGAGUUUUUGGAAAUGGAAUGGUGCAGUCUUUUAUCAAUGCAAGGACACUAGUUGAGUCAGACAUGAGAAAGCCAAAGCUAGCUGCUGAGAUUGCCAAGCAACUACGCAAGUUUCAUGAAGUGGAAAUUCCAGGCUCUAAAGAACCUCAGCUGUGGAAUGACAUCUCCAAGUUCUUUGAAAAAGCAUCCGUUCUUGAAUUUGAUGAUAGUGAGAAGCAGAGGAUGCAUAAGAUGAUUUCAUAUAAGGAAAUUCAUGACGAAAUUGUUGAGCUCAAGGAACUGACAGGCCUUCUUAAUGCGCCAGUGGUUUUUGCUCAUAAUGACUUGCUUUGUGGAAAUCUAAUGGUUAAUGAUGAAGAAGAGAAACUCUACUUAAUUGAUUUUGAGUAUGGAUCAUACAACUAUAGAGGCUUCGACAUUGGAAAUCACUUUAAUGAAUAUGCAGGCUAUGAUUGUGACUACAGCUUAUACCCUAGUAAGGAGGAACAAUACCAUUUCUUCAGGCAUUAUUUACAACCUGACAAUCCACUGGGGCAGGUACCUGACAAAGAUCUUGAAGCUCUCUAUGUGGAGUCAAAUACAUAUAUGUUAGCUUCACACUUAUAUUGGGCUUUGUGGGGAAUAAUUCAGGCAAAAAUGUCUCCAAUUGAUUUCGAUUAUCUUGGUUAUUUCUUCUUGCGCUAUAAUGAAUACAAAAGGCAGAAAGAAAGGAGUUUCUUGCUAGCACGAUCAUACCUUUCAGGAUCUGGGACUAGGUAGAUAUUGUUAUUUUAUGUUGUAUUUUAUGAGAUUGUAAUACCGAGAUUUAGGAAGUUGCUUCCUUGAUUCGUCUAGUUAGAUAUUCCUUGUAAGAUAGGAAAAUUGAAAACAAAUACGAAUUGCAGUUUAGGGCUAUCCUUUCUGUUGUAAUUCUGAAAAUUUUCAUAUUUGAUUAAUUUACUAUUUUUAUUCCUUUAUAAAAUCCUUGUUCAACAUUUUGCCUCC